Molecule: messenger RNA, 1179 nt
Organism: Heterobasidion irregulare TC 32-1
Lineage: Eukaryota; Fungi; Basidiomycota; Agaricomycetes; Russulales; Bondarzewiaceae
Exons: 7
Biological process (GO): peptidyl-serine phosphorylation; intracellular signal transduction
Molecular function (GO): ATP binding; protein serine/threonine kinase activity
Source: RefSeq, a predicted model, not a curated record
AUGAUCACAGUCGAGACGUCCACACCGUCUCCAGAGCCCCCUCAAGACCCGUCCCUCGCAGAUCUCUCCAGAAAUGCUUCCGUCAUCUCCUCCUCCAGCUCAGGCUCGGCCUCCUCCCUCCUUCUGAAAACUCCACGCCCUCGCCCCAUCCGCACCUUCUCCUCUCCUCGCUCAAGGAGCCCUGGCGGCCCCACCACCCCCCGCGCAUCCCGGCCCCCGGCAUACCUCACCAGAGAGCUCGGUUUCGCAGAGGAACCCCCAGAAUUCUUACCCCAUCGACAGUCUGCGCGGGCGCAGUCAAAGUCAAAGUCUCGCAGCAGCUCCGCCAACGGUCGCCUCAGCGCGGAAGACUUUGAAUUCGGCGAGGUCUUGGGCGAAGGAUCCUACUCGACCGUUCUGCAUGUCACCCAUCGCGCCACUCGACAAGAGUACGCUAUCAAAGUCAUCGACAAGGGCCACCUCAAGCGCAACAACAAGCUCCAGACCGCCCAUGCGGAGAAAAACACCCUCGUCCGAUUGGGCUCGGGUCAUCCAGGGAUAGUUCGUCUGCACUGGACCUUUCAGGACGACUGGAGCUUAUAUUUUGUCAUCGACCUCGCGAAGAACGGCGAACUCCAGUCUCAGAUAUCUCGCCUGGGGUCUCUCUCGACCUCGUGCGCUCGCUACUACGCCGCGCAGAUGGUGGACGCUCUCGACUACAUGCACGCAAAGGGCGUGAUUCAUCGAGAUCUCAAGCCCGAAAAUCUAUUAUUGGACGAUGCGUUCCGGAUUAAGGUGACGGACUUCGGCACUGGGAAGCUCAUGGACGCAGGCGACGAGCCUGCGAAGACCUUCGUCGGUACCGCACAGUAUCUCUCCCCGGAAUUGCUCGAGGCCAACGAGACCAGCAAGAGCUCCGACCUAUGGGCGCUGGGCUGCGUCCUGUACCAAAUGAUCGCGGGUCGGUUCGCGUUCCAAGGUCUCUCCGAGUAUCUUACCUGGCAGAAGAUCAAGCGGCUCGACUACUCGUUCCCGGACGGGUUCGACGAAAAGGCCAAGGACCUCGUGCGGAAGCUCCUCCGGCUGGGGGCCGGACCGCCUGGCGGCGAUCACGACAUGGCAGCGCUUCGUGCGCACCCGUUUUUCGCAUCGAUCCAUUGGCAGACAUUGUGGACGGGUCCCGCCCCGCCCCUCGAGGCG